Verticillium dahliae VdLs.17 is the source of this 3243-nucleotide messenger RNA. RefSeq lists its product as uncharacterized. Gene Ontology annotation, cellular component: NuA4 histone acetyltransferase complex. The transcript is spliced from 4 exons. The record is from RefSeq and is a predicted model, not a curated record. The coding region runs from base 1 to 3243 and encodes 1080 amino acids. Lineage: Eukaryota; Fungi; Ascomycota; Sordariomycetes; Glomerellales; Plectosphaerellaceae. Gene Ontology annotation, molecular function: protein binding.
AUGAAGGUUGCCGCCUUACCUAAGCUCACCUCCCUCGCAGGAUUUUCCGCCCGCCCGCAUAAGCGGCAGCCAAUCGUGGCGCCCAUCCACCUCCUCUCCCAGCAGCGGCGCGGCGGACUCGCCGACUGGGGCAUGAAUACCGCACCAUACACCCCGCUCGAGUCGCUGCUCCUGUUCCAAGCCCUCCUCGUCCACGGCGUCGAGGCCGCUGCCUUUGCCCGCGUCUCGGAUCUCCUCAAGGCGAACGCUCUCAUCCGGCAUGACGCGUCCUACGACGCCGCACGCCUCAGCCCUGAUGCCCUGCGCCAGCUCUUCCUGCACCUAGUGCGGGAGGAGCUCAGGAGUGAGGCCGCCGCCAAUGCGAAUGCCAGCCCGAACCCGAACACCGACGCCAACCCAGCACUGUCGCCGAACUCGAGGAAGCGAAAGGCCCAGAGUCCUCCUCUACCGUCGCUGAAGGAGGUCAUCGACAACUUUGGGAAGAUCCCCGUGCUGGUAGAGAAGCUUUACGCCAGGUAUCGGGAGCAGACGGUCAGGGCCAUCAGGGAGGAUGAGCGCAGGGCCGUCGCUCUGCAGCGGGAGAUUCAUGCUCUGGAGCAGGCCGAACGUGAGGAAGAAAAGGCCCGGCUUGACGCGAAACGCUUGCCAGCAGCUGCGCAGGCCCAAACUGCCACACCCGUGCCGGCGCCAUCACCAACACCAACGCCAACGCCCGAUCUUCAACGCCCGCUCAACCACCAAGGGCCCAGUCCCGUUCCCGCAUACGCUCAUACGCGCCAUCACAGGCCCGUCGCGAUCCAGCCAGCACCGUACCACAAGCGCAGGACACCGUCCCUGACACCCCAAGGCAAGGCUCAGCAGCCCUUCAAGCCAACAGGCCCCCCAAGUCAGGUCCUUCAACCGCCGAUGGGCGCCAGCCAGCCGCCGCCACGCAACCUGCAAUCGACAACACCAGUGCCCUUGCCCGCGGUCUGCCCAGGGCCAGAUGCCGCAAAGCCAAAGACGCCUGGACCAGCAGCGGCCGUGCCUGUGCCCAUUCCCCAACCCGGAACCCCGAGCACGCUCAAAUGGGAGAAGCCAUACCAGCCCCCUGGAUCGGCGGCGCCGCUCCAGGGACGCCCUACACAACCACAGCCACUGGCAACCAAUGCGCCGUCUACACCUGGACAGGCGCAGCCGACUGCUACUUGGCAUCCACCUCCCCAAGGUCAACAGCCUUCCAACGCACCUCAAGCGCACGCUCAGGCUCAAGCUCCUGUUCAAGCCCCUGCCCAGACUGUACAUCACGCCAAUGUACAAGUACCACGACCACAGCAGCCACCUUUACAGCAUCAGCAGCCGGUACUCGUUCCCCCACAAGCUGGAGGUCAACUCGUGCCGCCUUCACAUCCGGCCAGCCGUGCUACACCAAGUCUCCAACCUACUCAGCCCAUUGCGGCGCCUCAAAGACCACCAUCGACGACCCCAGUCCCCUCUCCGGCUGUUCCUCAGGCGCGCCCCGCCUCUGCUCAACCACAACAACCCCCUACGCAAGCUGCGACCGGCUACGUUCCACCUCAGAACCGGCCUAUCGCUGCAGCUCCAGCUCCAGCUGCUUUAACUCCAGCUACUCAGCAGCAGACGCUGGUGCCGCCACCAGGCUGGGUGGUUCAGCCUCCUUCGCAGCAGACGCAGCAACAGCCUGGCCACACGCCGCAACAUGUGCAGCAGCAAUUCAGUCCUUCGCCUACCCCAUCGCACCCACAGAACCAGCCUGGUACCGUGCAGAAGCGCGUUAGCUCACCUUACACCAAUCAGCCUCCGAAGCCCGCCAUCCCAGCUCACUUGGCCGGUCAACUGCCUGCUUCACCAUCUCCGGCGCAGCGCAUCCCUAGCAGUUUCGUUCCGCCCAAGACUCCGGUGGCCAGUUCCCCUUCCUUCAUAAUGACCGGGUCGGGCACGCGAUGGACGGCAAAGUCAACCCCUUCGACACCACGACCACCUGCGCAGGGCCGACCGUCUGGAGAUAUCCCUAGUCCGGCCUUCGAGCCACUUAGUCCUGUGCUUGCGUCGGACAAUCUUCCAGCGCCCACGCCAUCGCAGGCACCACCGUCACAGCAAGCGACACCCAAGGCGGAGCCAAAGCUGAAACCAAAGCAAGAACCGUUACCCAAAUCCGUCGAAUCCGUGCCGAAAGAGCCGAAAGAGACAAAGGAGGGCAAACCAAAGCGUGGAAGGCCGUCUCGGAAUGCGCAAAGAGAUUCCGCGCAGGAGACGCCUUCACGGAUCGUCGCGCGAAGCCAGUCCGUGGCUUCCCAGGCCGAUGAGCUCUCUAUGGAUGAUCAUGAGCUGGCGCCGCGUGUUAAGAACGAAGAGGCCACGCCAAGACCACCAGAUGAGGCUGGCGAUACGACGGCAGAUGAGAGUGGCCCAAGCCGACGACAUGCCGUCACACCCAGCAGCGUGUCGUCCCGUCUAGCGCACAAGCGAAAGCGUCAGGAAUCCCCUGUAGAACUACCCCCCCAACCCGCCAGCACGCCAACACACGUGCUCUGGACCCGUCAGUUUGGCAAGAUCAGUAACCCUGCCCUGGAUCAGAUCAGCAGCCACCGUUGUGCCAACCAGUUUGCUCAUGCGAUUCGCGAGCGAGAUGCGCCAGGGUACAAGGGCCUCAUUCUGCAACCGCAGGACAUCAAAUCGAUCCGAGCUGCCAUGACCCACGGCAACAGGGCCGCAGUGGAAGCGGCCAAGAAGCUCCCUGACGGCGAUCCCGGCACGCCGACGCUAUGGCUCCCGAUCAGCAGCGAUCUGUUGCCGCCCAAGUCCAUCAUCAACAGCGAGCAGCUGGAGCGCGAGCUGGUUCACAUGUUCUCCAACGCCAUCAUGUACAACCUGGAUCCGUACCGCGGCCCAGGUAAUUCGUUCAUGAAGCGCGAGGCCUCGGUGGACGGCGAAGGCGACGCUGAGCCCUCAACCUACCGUGUCGACGAAGACGCGGUCGUCCGCGACUCGCGCAUCAUGUUCGUCGAGGUGGAGCGCCUCCUGGGCGAUCUCAGGGCGGCCGAGAGGGAUCGCAGCGGGCUGCCACCUUCGGGGAGCGGCAGCGCGCGACCCACGAGCGUGGCCGCGACGCCUAGGGGCGAGAGCACGCCGGCGGCGCAGACGGCUGAUGAUGACAUGGACGAGCUGGCGGGCGAUGAGAACACGGGCUCGACGUACAAGAGACGGCGUAUCGGCACGCGCGACGCCGGGUCUCGUGCUUAG